This is a messenger RNA of Ylistrum balloti, 1023 nucleotides long. RefSeq names its product galactoside alpha-(1,2)-fucosyltransferase 2-like. The transcript has 2 exons. NCBI's taxonomy places the organism in Eukaryota, Metazoa, Mollusca, Bivalvia, Pectinida, Pectinidae. Gene Ontology annotation, biological process: carbohydrate metabolic process. Gene Ontology annotation, cellular component: membrane. Gene Ontology annotation, molecular function: galactoside 2-alpha-L-fucosyltransferase activity. Bases 1 to 1023 code for a protein of 340 amino acids. The record is from RefSeq and is a predicted model, not a curated record.
AUGAGAAAACUAUUCAUCUGGAGGCUAGAGAAUUCAGGUAACGCUGUUGUGACAUCCAUCAUUGUCAUUGGAAUUUUUACGACAGUGAAUUAUCUGUUCCCUGUGGCGUACAGGUCCAAGUAUAGGGGAUUGGUUAUGUCGGCUGUCUAUCCUUCUUGUGACCAGACCUGGACCGACAACCUUCUUCUCUGUCCAGAAAUGAUCGGUCGACUUGGAAACACCAUGUUCGAAUAUGCAAGUGCCUAUGGCAUAGCCAAGGACGUGAACAGAACACUGGUUUUACCAGAGGAUGAUAAACUGUGGCAAAUGUUUCAUAUCACGGCAAAAGCUGUUUAUAAUCGGACAUUCACGUGCGAGAGGUGGAAGCAUGAACGGAUCGAAUUCGCAGGGAUUUGGGAGAAACUUAUCUACGAUAAAGUAAGGAAAUCUCCCGAAAAUGUAAUGCUGAGGCACUACUUUCAGUCAUGGAAAUUUUUCGAAAAAUAUAAAAAGGAAAUUAAAAACGAAUUUUCUCUGAAAAGAUCAAUACAGUAUGCCGCGAACGAGAUUCUUCGUGACAUAGCCACGAAAUUCUAUCCUGGUGGAACUCGCGUAACAUUUAUCGGAGUUCAUAUAAGACGUGGGGAUUAUCUGACACGAAGGUUUGCAUCGUUUGGGUACAAUAUUGCCCCAACGAAUUACGUAAUUCGCGCAAUACAAUAUUGUUUAUCUAAGUAUACGAAUGCCAUGUUUGUAGUCUGUUCUGAAGAUGUCGAGGAAACAAGGCAUGAACUAAAACCUCUUAACGACGCACAAAUCGAGAUCGUGUUUCAUGAAAGAUCACCGGAAGUUGAUUUUGGAUUGUUAGUGGCAUGUAACCACACAAUAAUGACAGUCGGGAGUUUUGGUUGGUGGGCUGGAUAUCUUGCCGGAGGUGACGUCAUCUACUUUAAAUAUCCUGUAAAGGAUCAUACGAAAGCACGACAUCAGUUCGAUACCAAUUUUUCUGAUUAUUUUCAUCCAGAUUGGAUAGGCAUGGAGUGA